Molecule: messenger RNA, 1253 nt
Organism: Penicillium subrubescens
Lineage: Eukaryota; Fungi; Ascomycota; Eurotiomycetes; Eurotiales; Aspergillaceae
Product: Mov34/MPN/PAD-1 family protein
Exons: 2
Coding region: 129-1130 (333 amino acids)
Biological process (GO): protein deneddylation
Cellular component (GO): COP9 signalosome; cytoplasm
Molecular function (GO): metallopeptidase activity; protein binding; deNEDDylase activity
Source: RefSeq, a predicted model, not a curated record
AGCUGUCCGUGAUUCCCCUCCAAGAUAACCUUAUCGUUGCUUCAACAAUCUCGCAUUCAAGUUUCUAUUCACUUCAUACUCUCUCUCCCAAUCAUCACCUCUCUGUCUUCUCGCCACCGUCUACAAAAAUGCAGGCUGCACAGCAGUCCUGGGAGCUCGAGAACGCCAUCAGCAUAUUCGACCCCCAACGCGAUGCCCUCUAUCAGUACGAUGAAGCCACACAAAAGUCCCUCAACGCCGAACGGCCCUGGGCCACAGACCCGUACUACUUCAAAUCGGUCCGCAUCUCCGCAACAGCACUAUUGAAGAUGGUGAUGCACGCCCGCUCUGGCGGAUCUCUAGAAGUCAUGGGCCUGAUGCAAGGCUACAUCCUGCCAAACACAUUCGUCGUGACGGACGCAUUCCGGCUACCCGUCGAAGGAACCGAGACUCGCGUGAACGCUCAAGACGAGGCGAACGAAUACAUGGUGUCGUAUCUGCAAUCGUGUCGGGAUGCCGGGCGGAUGGAGAAUGCCGUGGGUUGGUACCACAGUCAUCCCGGGUAUGGCUGCUGGCUAUCCGGUAUCGACGUAGCCACGCAACAGACACAACAGAUGACGGGACCGUUUGUGGCCGUUGUGAUCGAUCCGGAGCGCACGAUCUCCGCCGGCCGCGUGGAGAUUGGCGCAUUCCGCACUUUCCCGUUGGACUUUACUCCGCCGAAGGAGGGCCAUGAAGAUGAUGAGUAUCAGACUAUUCCGCUCGGCAAGGCGGAGGAUUUUGGCGCACACGCAAACCAGUACUAUUCCCUUGAGACCACACAUUACAAGAGCUCGCUCGACACUGAAAUCUUGUCUCUUCUUUGGAACAAGUACUGGGUCGCGACGCUCAGUCAGAGCCCACUCUUCACAUCGCGGGACUACGGCAGCAAGCAGAUUAUGGAUCUUAGCCAGAAGGUGCGCAAAGCGGCGCGGGGUAUCGAGAAUAGUGGACCGCGGGGUGGUUCGGCUACAGCGAAGGAUCAGCAGCUGGAUAAGGUUGUACGCGGUGGACAGCGCAUUGUAUCGGAGGAGGUAAAAGGACUCCUGGCAUCUGAGGUCAAGAGGAAGCUCUUCCAGGACAUCGGGGAUCAGUCGACUCCAGCAUCUUAGAGUUCACCUGCUAGAGAUAUUCAGCAAGGAGACCUACCUUUAUUGCAUAGAUAUUGCUACGACUGUUACGCUAUUGAACUUCCCAUUUAUUGAACUAGAAUCGAUGUCUGUGACACUUGGCAG